AUGGGUAACCAUAAAUAGGGUGACUCUAAAAAUAGAUCAUAAGUGUCUAACAGAAAAACCAGCAGUAGUAAGGUUUAUGGCUUCUAAGAUGAAACUACUAAUAUCCCUUGCUCUACUGGAAUCUCGUAGGAAGAGGUAGUUAGCAAGAUAAAUAUACUGUGGUCGAAGAAGAAAGAAAUGUGGCAGCAAAAGCAAGAAGAGAUACUUAAAAAUAAACAAACAAAGACUAUUGAUAGUGUGUAGUUGCCUGAUAGGAAAACCCCUAGAAUCAAGAAAAAUUGUAAAAAUCAAGAGGAAACUAAAUAGAGUCAAAAUGUGAUGCUCUCAGAAAAAUCAAAGAAUAAUGACAGAUACUAUCUUGAGAACAUCUAGAAAAGAAGAGCAUCCAAAGAAUAUGAGAGGGGACAAACAUUUAGAGAAAGAAAAAGGUCUAAAUCGAAAAAAGAUGAUGAAUAAAGCACAAGUUGCACAAGUAAAAGAGAUGAGAAUUUAUUUAAGCAAAUCAGCUCAAGUAAACUAUUCAGAGAAGAUUCUACUCUUAUUGAAGACCUAAAGCUGCACUUCUAGGACGAAGAUGUAUAAUGCUUUGAUAGCUAUAUGAACGAAAGUUAGACUAAUAAUAGCAACUUAUACGGUCUCCCACAAAUGAGAAAAAGCAAUAGUAUGUCGCACUUUGAGCAAUAUAGCAAUAACUACUGGGAUAAGGUUCAAAGUACAGUAAACACUUCUCAGAAUUUACUUUCUCACCAAAGUUAAUAUGCCUCAACAACUAAAAUGAACCUGAGAAAAAAUUAAGACCCUAAAUUGACUCCAAGGCAAAUUUUAAGUUAAUAUAGAAUAGCAUCAGGGUCUGGUUCAAUUUCAAGGCAAAAUAAAGAGUCACAGGCUACUUUAAUUAGUUCAGGUAAGUCUACAAACAAAGGAUAUAUGGAGUAUCGAGCCUAACUAGAAAAGCAGGUUUCUGAUUUCACCUGUGCUUAACUUUAAAAAUUGAAAAAGAAGUAGUCUAGUGCUAAGUUAUUCUGA
Messenger RNA from Stylonychia lemnae, 1026 nucleotides. The record is from the annotation of a GenBank genome assembly. NCBI's taxonomy places the organism in Eukaryota, Ciliophora, Spirotrichea, Sporadotrichida, Oxytrichidae.